This is a messenger RNA of Psylliodes chrysocephalus, 1023 nucleotides long. Lineage: Eukaryota; Metazoa; Arthropoda; Insecta; Coleoptera; Chrysomelidae. The record is from the annotation of a GenBank genome assembly.
UUUUAGGUUCUGUUUUAGAUAUAUUAAAAAUAUUUUAGAAACGGCCAAACUGCAUUCCUUCCCUCUUAUAAAAUGAACUAUUCUAAAGUGUAGAAUCAUGGAAUAGUUCAUAGUACUCAUGCUUAUCCUCAGUGAGUGCGCUACUGUACUGUAUAUUAUUUUAAAAAAAGGCGCGAAACAUAAAUUCACAACUGCCCGAGGGCUUAUUUACAAAUUUAAAUAUUGUAAAAGCAUACUAUAAAUAGUUAAUUAGUGCAAAUAAAUGUUCUAUUUCAUUAUUACGAUGAUCAACUAUGAAGAUUUUGUUAAUUUUAGUCAAAAAGUGGCAUCCCUGUAUACAAUAUUCAAUUUUUCCACUAUAACCAAUUAGAUGCCAGGUACGUGUCAAGCUGAAAUGUAAGUUAUCAUUUUGAAAAUGUGAUAUUAGUUAAGAGCGAACAAGAGUGUUUUCUGCUAAAAAUGAAUAUAUUCAGAGUAUUUGUAUUAUUUUUAUGUUAUUCUGCAACGCGAGCCCAAACUUUUGCAGCAGAUAACAAAAUUGAUUCAAAAGAAUUGCGAUGUUUAGUCUGUGAAAAAAGUCUUCAAGAAAUUACAAAUGAAGUCAAGAAAUUUGAUCCCAAUAAAAAAGUCGAUGUUGGUGGGUACAGGUUGGAUAUUGAUGGUAAUUAUAAACAUAAAGCUGUUCCUCAAGCUAAAUCCGAGUUAGCCUUAUCUGAACUGAUCGAAGGCAUCUGUGAUAAAAUGGAUAACUAUAUUAGAGCAAAAUGGAAAGAAAAUGGAACACUCACUUUAUUGAGUAUGGUUUCUGAGGAUGGCAUGAUGAAUCCAGAUUGGUCUAACGUCGAUAUAAUUCAGGAUGAUGAUUUAAAUAAAAGCCUUAAAUAUUAUUGUGAAGGAAUCAUGGAAGAGCAUGAGGAAGAUAUCAUAAAGCUAUAUCAAGAGGAACAAUCUGAUGUGACAAAAGCCUUCUGUUUUAAACAGUCGAAAUUGUGUCCUCCACCUACUAGAAGAGAAGAAUUGUGA